GGAGGGGUGGAGGUGCGGCUGUUACCCACAGAUGUGUAAUAGUUGGGGAGCAGCACGACUGUACUGAUAAGCCGGUCCGUGUAUCAGGGGGCUGCACAUUUAGCAAGCGACAAUGACACGGACUUUGCCUUUACCUGACACUGCCGGGUAGGUGGUUCCGUGUGUUCAGCUGGAAGCUUGAUGUUGAGCCAGUUGUCCGUCACACACUGCAGUCUGUGAAACCUGUAUGAGACGUCAGGAUGGAUGGACACCAACAGCUGACGGUGGAUGUCGUACAGUCCCGCCUGCGGCGCUUCGACCUCCGGCAAGACGGACGCUUGUCGGCCAUGUUUCCUAGCAACCAGUACCCCCACAUACGCCGCUGCGCCACGCUAGUGCCGCUCUUCUUCACGCCACACGACCACGAGCUGCACGUGCUGCUGACGCAACGCGCCGCCACACUCAGAACUCACGCCUCCAGCGUGGCAUUUCCCGGGGGCGUGCAGGAUCCUGAUGAUGAAGACGACACCCACACAGCGCUGCGCGAGGCGCAUGAGGAGAUCGGGCUGCAGCCCAGUGACGUCACUGUGGUGGCCUUGUUGCCGCCUACCUUCGUCAGGCCGUUGAGCGCCGUGUACCCUGUGGUUGGCUUCAUCCCCGCCGACUUCCAGCCUGUCCCCAACCCUCACGAGGUGGCGCGCGUCUUCAGUGUGCCGCUCAGACUCUUCGUGGAGGCAGAGGUCGCCUUCCUCCCUUUCAGUGUGGAAGGACUGGAGUUCCGUAGUCCGGUACUGAUAUACCCGGUGCAGCCGGACUGGCAGGCUCGCAUUUGGGGAAUGACGUGUAGCACGUGCAUGCUGGUGGCCCGGGCUGUGUACGGGAGCAGGGCGGGGCCGGGCUUAUUAACCUCCAGCGACCACCCGGGGCCAGAGGACGAGGAGGACGUCUUCCGAAACGCACAAACGGCGUACCAUGCUCUGUGUCAGGCCACCCGUCCGCACAGCAGGCUGUGACUUUACUGGUGUGUGUGUGUGAGAGAGAGAUGUUUGGGAUGUGUGCGUUUAUUUCGUGUUAACUGGAAAUUAUUAUCGAAGAGAGUUGAUAUAAAAAAAAGUAGGUGGUGUGAAAUGAGCUAACACGUGUACCUCGGUCACAAACAUUAGUCUUUCAGCAUGCUACACGGGUGAACACUUUGCUUGAUAUAGUAGUUACAGUGACACAGGCUAACACUGCGUGAUAUAACAAUUACAGUGACACGGACUAACAAUCUGCAUGAGAGAAUAGUUACAGCGAAUAAUGUACAUAUAAGAAGAAAACAGGCAGACGGGCUUAGAGGGAUUGUAGAUUCAAAUCAAAUCAAACUUUGUCCGAGGAAUUCCAAGAAAAAUUGUCUUUUGCUCACAAACCCAACCACAUAUACAAGCAUAAUAUGAAUAUAUGUAUAUACAGUAUAAUGGGCAGACAAUUCAUAUGAUAAAACAUCAAAUCUCAGCGAAGAAAUGGCACCGCGCAAUUCAUGAAACCACGAAUAUCCUUGGACUGCCGGCAGACAAUUUUUUUUCCAGUUAACAUCUAAAAUGAGGCAUUAGACAACAUAAUUUCCGGUUUAUUCACAUUUCAGAUUAACUACUAAAACAAGGCAUUAGACGUCAUAGCUUCCGGUUCAUUCACAUUCUUUGUUACGGCUCCCCGAGACUAACAGUGGAUCACUUCGCAAGAGGUCAAGAGUGAGUCUUGGCAUGCAGACUAUCAGUCUAUCAAUACACGUCCAUGAUGAAACUUCAUCUGCGUUGACAGAACACAGACUAUAGAAACUGUCGACUCCGCAGUGAGCAGUGCUGACAGGUCUGGUGUGUGGAAGUGUAGAGCCGGACAUCCGUAUAUAUCUAGUGCUAUGCGGAAGCAUAAAAUUCACUCCUUUCAUACCUCUAUUUAUUUUAGUAGAAACCAAAAAAGUUUCAAAGUAACCUUUAUAUGCUUUGAGAAUAUUGUCUCGUAUUUGUGUGUUUUCAUGUUACAGAGAUGGUUUUGUCACCAAUCUAACUUUCAGAUUCGUGCUUCAUUUUCAAUAGUACCACUACUGAUUUUAGUUAGAAUGAAGGGUGCUAGAAAUGUAUCCAAUUUUCAUCUAUGCCUCAAUGGAUCACUGAAUUUGUGAUUGUAUUUCGAAUAUAUAAGCUGUGUUCCGGAAGUAAGCGAUAUUUUAUUUUGAUUGUUUUAGUGUUCAGGAAAUUCCUAUUAAACAAAUUUAUGCUCAAAAGUAUUUGAUUAUUCUGUAUACUUGUAAUAAAUCAUUGCCUUUA
This is a messenger RNA of Pomacea canaliculata, 2282 nucleotides long. RefSeq lists its product as uncharacterized. The record is from RefSeq and is a predicted model, not a curated record. Gene Ontology annotation, molecular function: coenzyme A diphosphatase activity; acetyl-CoA hydrolase activity. NCBI's taxonomy places the organism in Eukaryota, Metazoa, Mollusca, Gastropoda, Architaenioglossa, Ampullariidae. The coding region runs from base 240 to 992 and encodes 250 amino acids. The transcript has 3 exons. Gene Ontology annotation, biological process: coenzyme A catabolic process.